GGGAAUUGGGCCGUUUCGCCUCUGUGGCCUCGAUCUAACACAUGCACUGGAACCGUGCAAGCCCAUGUUAAUACAAGUCUCGCUUCGUAUCAGAAGAGCUUCGCGAGGACACUUGGAAGUUACUCGUGGCUACAAUGAUGUGCAAUGUCACUCGCGCGUCAGUAGCACUUCCCAUCCUCCGGGAUAUCCUCGACAAAUGGCAAAAUCCAUCCGCAAUGAUUCAAGCCCCAGUACCUAUUUUGACAGAAAUGUUAAAGCCAAUUGGGUUACACGUCAAGCGAGCAUCAAGAAUGAUAUUGCUCAGUCAUGCCUUCCUCGUUGACCCUCCAGAUUUUUCCAACCUCCGGAAACCUACAAGCCCCAAGAAGCGAACAGACGGGACACACUAUCCUCCCACACCCAUAUCUCACCUGCCAGGAGUAGGUCCUUAUGCUCUAGAUUCGUUUCGGAUAUUUUCCCCUUACAUGUCUGGUGGGGGAGCGGCUUCAAGAGAAAAAGAAGCCUUGGCACUGCUGGCCGAAAAGUACGCCGAUGGUUCUGACACGGCCAGUGACGUCCUUUCACCAUCACUCGGGUUUGAAGAGUGGAAAAAUGUCACCCCAAGUGACAAAGAAUUAGCCCGAUAUAUGGUUAGUCCCCUUGUUUCCUGCCAUAAAUACCUUGUCCUUCCCCGCCCACACGGUUGCAAUUUAGAUAUGGAGAUGGGCGAUCGAAGGUUUUGAAUGGAACCCAGAAGAUGGUCUUGUCGGACAAGCCACUCUAUCCUACUUGAAUUCUCUCACUCAGAGACCUUGAGACGAUCCAGACUAGUGGCAGGUAUUUUCACCAGGUUGGCCACCUCCAUGGCUAAGUUAAAGCAGCAGCAGACAACAAAAGCAACCAGGUUCUCAUGGACUAAUUGCUACUGUAUUUUCCGGAACUUCAGGGCGAUUAUGACUUGCUGUACUUUUUUCACAUAGGUGCUACAGGUGUAAUCGAAGAUCCAAGUUCAAGCAGUCCAAACGCCCUUGACGAACUCCGUAAGACCUAAACACACUUUUUUGGUUAACCACAAAUCAUCAUCCAAGGGGGCAUCCAAAAAAAACAUUACCGAUAUCUUGUGUGUUAAACGAAUAAACACCAACGAGCGCACCACCCGUGGCAAACCUCAACCCCCACUUGGCAACCUGU
Messenger RNA from Cantharellus anzutake, 1170 nucleotides. RefSeq lists its product as uncharacterized. The transcript has 5 exons. The record is from RefSeq and is a predicted model, not a curated record. Bases 135 to 722 code for a protein of 195 amino acids. Gene Ontology annotation, biological process: DNA repair. NCBI's taxonomy places the organism in Eukaryota, Fungi, Basidiomycota, Agaricomycetes, Cantharellales, Hydnaceae. Gene Ontology annotation, molecular function: catalytic activity; DNA binding. Gene Ontology annotation, cellular component: nucleus.